AUGCAGGUCUUGACAAUUCUCGUCGCCCUGGCGGCGCCCAUGGCAGCGUCGAAGAAACAUGAAGGAAAAGACCAUUUACACCCUGCGCAACGUCGACAAGUGCAAGGGCUGGGAGUGCUGGCAUCCCCUGCGCCUGCUACAGCAAUAGUCACAACACCAUCCGUCACACCGACGAUAUUGUCCUAUGUUUUCCCAACGACCGUGAUCCAGGAGCCCGUUGCGACGGUAUGCCCUGAUACACCAGCCUCAUCAGCAAUCUUCUCCAUCCUCCCUGUAUCCUCGUUGUCAUUCGCGGGAGAGUCAUCCAACGCUACACGUGCCUUGACGAACAAUACCACAAGGUAUAUCCCUAUCCAGGUCAAUGCUACGGCCUUGUUGCCGAACGGGAGUACGACAGUGUUCCUGUCAGCGACUGCGACGGCUUCGCGGCGGCCAUUCUCCGCCUCGCCAGAGCCUAUCUCAUCCAACACUGGCGACGAAACGACGGGAGCAGCAGCAACAGCACGCAUAAUUUUGGACAGCAAUGGAUGUCAGACGGUGUACAGCGCACGGACAACGACGAGGUGUUCCACCACCGUCAAGCCAGCAGGGAUGGUUGCAGUAUCCGUCACCGAUUGCGAUCAAUGGAUCACGUUCUCCAGCCAGAGGCUCGACGCAUGCUCAACGGAAGCUGCCGCCGCACCGACUGUCCCUGGCCUUGGAGAUGAUGCCGCCGCCGCCGCCGGUGGUCGUCCUCCAAUGGUAUAUUACUUGGCGCACUGGUACGACCUUGUGCAUGGCGCGAUCCCCAACCAUGUCCAGGUGCAAAAUUGUCUGCCGGGCUCGACGGCGUGGGAUUGCGCGACUUCCAGCGAGAGCUGGGACGUGGUGACGUCGACGACGACAAGCACGGGCACCACCGUGGCGUCGUUUGCAGGGCCUGCGAUCAUGACGGUAGGUGCGUCCACCUUGACGACGACCCUGUCGUUUGAGACAACCCGCACGACAACAGCGGUGAUCACGUCGUCGACGAUCGCGCGGCAUCGGCUAGGAGGAGACGUCGCGGGCAGUAGUGGCUCGUCGUCAGAGCGGACCGUCACCGUGUUGGUCACGAUGCCGACGACGAGGACGUUGUCCCUGGAUUCGGUGACGCGGACGACCGUCACGGUCCGGCAGACCUCGACUCUGCACGUCACGGAGACGAGGACGAGGACGAGGACGAGGACGAGGACGAGGACGCAGAGCGUAGAUGGUGGAUGA
Molecule: messenger RNA, 1239 nt
Organism: Cladophialophora carrionii CBS 160.54
Lineage: Eukaryota; Fungi; Ascomycota; Eurotiomycetes; Chaetothyriales; Herpotrichiellaceae
Exons: 2
Coding region: 1-1239 (412 amino acids)
Source: RefSeq, a predicted model, not a curated record